ACCCACGGCAAGGCACUGCGGACCCCAACAGACGGGUGCAUCUUGCUUCUUAUCCGGCAGGGGACGUCACUGCCACGCACUGCUGCGCCUUGCUUCCAAACCCCCAGAGGGAGCAGGCGGAGCGGAUGGGGGAAAGCCCUGGGCUGUGUCUGGCGGCCGCCGCCGCUCUUUGCUGACUGCUGGGUGGGCGCUCUCGCGUGGUCACUGCGUCGUGCGCGAGCCACUUUAUCCCCGAGCGAGGAAGGAGGAAGCGUGGCAUCCACCUCUUCAUCCAUGCUCAAGUCAGCUGUCGCCCAUCCUGCUCUCUGUCAUGCUUUCAAAGACCUGCGCAGCAAUAUAUAAAGAGGACUUGAAUCUGCGCAGGUAGUCUUUCUUGAAAAUCGCGCUUUGCCCUGAAUUGCUCAGCUGUCUGGUUAUUGGGCAGUUACACACUGAAGAAUUUAUACUGGAGGGAAAAAAAGAGUCGAGAAGGGACCGCCGCUCUAGAGAAAAAGAAACGCCGCCGCUCCUCUGCGAUUAUUAUUCUUUAAUUGCAAACGGCGCUGGACCAUGGCAGACGAGGAAAAGGCUCUCAGCGGCGGCAGCAGCAGCAGUCCUCGAGGGGCCGUUGCCGAGCCUUGCCUGGGCUGCUGCGAGAGCAGCCGCUGCAACGUGCUGAGCUGGGAACAAGUGCAGCGUUUGGACCGCAUCCUGAGCGAGACCAUCCCGAUCCACGGCCGCGGCAACUUUCCGACGCUGGAGAUGCAGCCACGGCAGAUCGUGAAGGUCGUGCGGAGCCGCCUGGAGGAGAAACGCAUCGGCGUGCGAGAUGUGCGCCUCAACGGCUCGGCGGCCAGCCACGUCUUGCACCAGGAUAGCGGCCUGGGCUACAAGGACUUGGACCUCAUCUUCUGCGCCGACCUGAAGAGCGAAGGCGAAUUCCAGACCGUCAAAGAUGUGGUCUUGGACUGCCUUUUGGAUUUCUUACCGGAAGGAGUUAACAAAGAGAAGAUCACCCCGCUGACCCUGAAGGAAGCCUAUGUGCAGAAAAUGGUGAAAGUGUGCAAUGAUUCAGACCGAUGGAGUCUCAUCUCCUUGUCCAACAACAGUGGCAAAAAUGUGGAGCUGAAAUUUGUGGACUCCCUGAGGAGGCAAUUUGAGUUCAGCGUAGAUUCUUUUCAGAUCAAGUUAGACUCUCUUCUUCUUUUUUAUGAAUGUUCAGAGAACCCAAUGACCGAAACUUUUCACCCAACCAUCAUUGGGGAGAGCGUCUACGGGGAUUUCCAAGAAGCCUUUGAUCACCUCUGCAACAAGAUAAUUGCUACCAGAAACCCAGAAGAAAUCAGGGGCGGUGGUCUUCUUAAGUACUGCAACCUCCUAGUAAGGGGCUUCCGGGCUGCCUCAGAAUCUGAGAUUAAGUCCCUCCAGAGAUACAUGUGCUCAAGGUUUUUCAUUGACUUCUCAGACAUUGGAGAACAGCAACGGAAGUUGGAGUCGUACUUGCAGAACCACUUUGUGGGACUCGAGGACCGCAAGUAUGAUUAUCUGAUGACCCUUCAUGGUGUGGUAAAUGAGAGCACGGUGUGCCUGAUGGGACAUGAGAGGAGGCAGACUUUAAAUCUUAUCACCAUGCUGGCCAUCCGUGUCCUAGCUGAGCAAAAUAUCAUCCCCAAUGUGGCCAAUGUCACUUGCUACUACCAGCCAGCUCCAUAUGUAGCAGAUGCUAACUUCAGCAAUUACUAUAUUGCCCAGGUUCAGCCAAUGUUCCCAUGUCAGCAGCACACUUACUCUACUUGGUUGCCCUGUAAUUAACAACCGUUUUCUCAGACUUGGUGGGGAACAUGUUUUCUAUCAAGCAAAUAAAGGGGGAGGGUGCCAUGGGGUGGUUUUUGUGCCAUGGUGAUCUGCUCUAGCUUUUAAGCUGGAGGAAAGCUGAUCAUUCUUCUCCUUAAUGUAAUGGAGCAUGAAUUAGAAAAGAACCAAACACUUCUUGGAUUCCACCCCAGAGCACAAGAGGCCUGUCAUGAAAAGCAAAUAGUUCCCCUUGACUUAAACCAGGGAGGAAUGCUUGAUGACAAUAUGGGUUGGCAAAGCCUGCUCCCAUAGCUAUGGCAUAGUGAACAUUGGGAAGCCUUUAUUUUUUUAAUGGGAUCUUAAAAAAAAGAAAAAGGGAGAAUAUGACUGGCGGGUGGGGGGAGCUAAAUAUGUGUUCAGGAAUUUAAAAUUAGAGGCAUAAUAGAAAGAUAUACACAUUGGAAUAAGAUGUCUAUGGGAAUUACUGCCUUUGGGGCAUGCAGUACUGUCAGUGGUCUGAUCCCAUAGAAUGUAUAACUUGCUUGAAUAGAAUGCUUUAAGAGAAACAGCUUGCUCCAAAUGAACAGCAGUAGAUUGGUACAGUUAUUUUAAAAAGAAAAAAUGAGGGUGGGAAAGAGGGGGGAGAUUAUGACAAAUUUUAUUAUUUCCAGCUGUGUUCAUGCUUCACGUUGAAAAAAAUGUGGAAAAGCAAGAAAACCAGCUGUAGCAAGUAACAUAUGCAUUAGGACCAAAGAUUUCACAGAUAAGUUAUCCAAGCAAAGGAGGGGACACAGUAGACUAUUAAAAAUUACUAUAUUUGUACACACAAAUAUUAAACAAAAGUGCCUGAUGCCUUCAGAAAAUUUGAAGUGAGAGAAAUAUAGUUUUGUGGUUUAACCUUGCAUUUGUUUUUAUCAGGGACACAAGAAACUAAAAAUAAGCUUGUGAAUAAAUGGUGGAGGAAAUGCCUAAUGUAUGUUUUUCCUAAAUACCUAUAUAAAGUUUAUAUUGUUGGUGUGAUGUUAUCAUAGGUAUGCGUGUGUAUGUGUGUGUUUAUUGUGUGUUUGUGUGUGUGUAUGUGUGCGUGUAUUGUGUGUGUGUGUGUGUGUGUGUAUACACACACACAUACAUAUCAUGUGGUGUGUGUGUAUACACACACACAAUAUUUUAAAUAUGGUGAGGGAAAAUGUAGCAAUUUAAAGGAAUGUUUUAAAAUAAAAUUCAGUGUGUUUUCCAGCCUGCAACAGGAUGUUAUAAUACUGUGGCCACUUUGCUGAGAGAAUUAUUAUCCUGCACCAGAAAAUCUGGAUAAAUGAAGCAGUCAUAAAUAAAGUGGGAUUGAUUGUUGCACUGGGUUGAAAGAAAAGACCUUAUACUAAAUUCACUGGGUGACUUGUGAGCCACAACAGUUUCAUAUCUGGAUAAACAUUAUAUUAGUUGAUCCUUUGUUCUCAUAACUUAAUAUGGUCUUGCUAUAUCUCACUAAUUGCAUGACUUCACACCUUGAUGAUGUAUAGACCACCACCACCAUUGGAAUAUGACUCACAGAGAGCCUGCUUAAACUCCCCUGACAGCCAAAGAGUAUUGUUUUAGUUGGACAUUUGAAUACUAAUUAUUAAUAUUUAGUUUUUAAAAAGAAUGCACUGUGCAUUCCAGGACCACUACAAGUUAGUAAAUGUGAGAUGAACUAUUAUAAAAAGUCUUGAAAGAAUGUUUCUAGUAUAUUUAUAAUACAACUAAUAAACAUCAUCUGGUUGUUACUCUGCAUUUUCCAGUUUAGUACUAUACCUUAUUUAAAAUGAAUCAUUUUUGCAUUGGAACAAGUAACAAUCACUUUUCUCUCAAGAGACCAGUGGAGAGCUGGAAAAUAAUCUUCCUGUAGUUUCCUCCUGUACCACUGUAGUGAUUAUCGCCCAAAGUUUGACUUGUGGUGUUUACUCCUCCACUGGUCUUUAAAAGCAAACAAAAUCAAACUGAACAUCUCAGUCCACUGAAUGCAGAGUUAAGCACGCUUAAGCCUGUUUAAAUUUAUGGGCUCAAAUGCACUAAAAUGUUCUGUUGAAUGUGGCCUGUGUGUUUUUUAUUAAGAAAGUUGAUUACUGUUGUUUCUUAAUGCUAAACAAGGAAGUAAAGGUUGCAGUUCUGAAGAGGAAAUUGAACUGUCAUUUCCAGUUGUUCAGUGCUGCAUGUACAGCUCCAUGUUAAAGCAACAUAAAAUGCUUAAAGAAGAGGGAUUAGUAAAUUGCUAACCAGGAAAUAUGAUGUCACUUUAUCUCCAUAAAUCUACUGGCAAUAUAUUUUACAAUUUUAACUGGUAAAUACUUUUUCUGCAUUUACCAUCCUUUUAUGUCUGAAGGCCACUCUAACAGGAGCCAGUUUGUGGACUCCAUCCUUUCCCCCUGUGAAUUCUGCAGGAUUUGAGAGGAAAUAUCCUUGUCAAUCACCGUCUGGAUGUGGAAGCCCCCAGUUGCAACUUUGGCUUUCCUUCCUUCUGAUGCUUUUUAACUGCAGCCCUUUUUUUUGUUUUGUUUUGUUUUGUUUUAAAUGUGUGGUCAGUGCUCAGUUAUGAAAACAAAAUAUUUGUUUCCAUUGGCUCAUUGCUAUCACCAGCAUGCAGGAGGGAGAUACCCUUGUCAAAAUCAGAUUUUAGCCUGUAGUUGUUCAGAUGACUCUCUGAUGGAAGCUGUGAAGAAGGCUGGGGAAAUAGGAUCAGCUGGUAAUGUGGCAUGUCCUUUCAAAAAACAAAACAAAACAAAAACCACAGCUAUUUUGCUGCAAAUAAAUGAGUCAUCCACUACUGAGAAGGGUUUGGGGAUCUGUGGCAGUGCCUCAGCCACAAAAUGCUGAUAAUACAGGACAUAUUUUCCUUAAGAACAGCCUUUUCCAUCUUCUUCUUUUUCUUCUUUUUAAAAGAUUAUUGUUAGGCUGAGGGUUACAGUCCCCCCCCCCCCUUGUCGUUCAAAUUUUAGUUAUGGUUUAUGGCCAACUGCGGAUGCGGAUCUUUUUGGUGAAUGCUGUAAGGCUCCAAUCAUUUUGACAUUUUGAUAAGUAGAAAUGAUUUCUCUCUUUACUACAAGGGUUCAGUGGGUUCUUCUCUUAGUCCGUAUGCAUACCCAAGUAGUGAGACUCAGAAGGCUUUGUUGUAAUUGGCUGGUUGUUUUUGAAAGAGUGUCUGGUGUUAGUGAUGGGGAGAUGCCAUGACUCCAGGCCAACACUAAAAUAAGGACACCUUUUCAAAACUUGUUGGCCUCUGCGGUUUGCUCACCUAGCAAACUGCUAGGCAACAUUCCCUAGCUUCACAGCCCUCUCCAAGUUUAAUAAACUAAUACUUUCAUAAUACUUUCACAUGGAGAAAAUGCUUCAUAAUCUUAAGGCUCCUGUUCUCCUAUUCAUUCAGCAGAAUUUAAGUUUAAAAUGUUUUCUUAAGAAACAAGGCUUCUUUUUGCAAUGCUAACCUAAUUUAAGUUGUUGAGCUGAUUACAAGCAAGUGGUUUGUUUGUCUGCUGGGUUAAUUGUGAAUUAAGUGAGGACCUAGACUUGUUUGGGCACAAUCCACAGUAUUUUAAUGUUGGUUACUCUGAAAAUGUUGUCCAUGUCCGCUGUGUGGACCCCAGGUGAUCACAUAUCUUUGUUACACCUAUGUAAAUAUCACACUCAUUUAUUCAAAUAGUUCAUUGUCAGCCUCAGGCCAUUCAGAUAAAUGUACUGUAUAUAUAUAUAAUCUGUAAUAUGCAAAAACAAAAUCUUUGAAAGGAAGCAAACAGAACUAGAAGACACAAAUGCCAGCGGGAUUCUUGUUUGAAUAAUUCUUUUAUUUAAAUGCUUUAAAACCUUUUUGCUGCUAUGUAUUGUACAAAAUUUCAUGCACAGCUUAUAAAUGCCUGCUGUACAAUGCUUUAUAUGCGUGUUGUGUUAUAUUGAAGGCUCAUCAACUCAGAGAAAGCUUUAAAUUGUUCAUGAAAAGUAAAAUAAGUAAGGAAAAAGAGAAAGAGAGGGAGAUAUAUCUAAUGACAUAUUCAGCACUUACUUUUUGUUUUGUUUCCCCCUGGUUUUUUUGUUUGUUUUUUUGGGUGUGUGUGUGUGUGUGUGUGUGUGUGUGUGUGUGUGUAGGGGGCUUUCUGACUUCCACUGCAAGGAAGAAAAUCCAUUUACAGGUUUUGCUGUUUGCUUUGUUAGCAGGCUAUUAUUGCAGCUAGUUAACUAUCCAAAAGGCCUACAGACUUCAAGUCAGUUUGGAUACAACACCACAAACACUUGCAGUCUGUGGGAAGUGAUGCCAAUGUUGCUCCCCUUCAGAAUUCCACAUAACUGUUGUCUUCAGUGAGACAUCCUGUUGCAGCAAACUGCCUCCUGAACUGCUCUUUUGGAACUGUUGGGCUCUCAGUUCUGUUGGAAGCUGAAACAAAGAGCAGGUGGAAAAUAGACACUUUUGACCAACAAAAGCGUUUGCUUCAGUGCUAGAGAGAACAGAUUGUGAAUUUUGUUUACAGCAUCCAAUAUUUGGAUUUUUUUGUAAAUAAAAAUGAUGUUAUUUUUUCUA
Hemicordylus capensis (graceful crag lizard) is the source of this 6313-nucleotide messenger RNA. It is a transcript of the gene TENT5A, whose product is annotated as terminal nucleotidyltransferase 5A. The record is from RefSeq and is a predicted model, not a curated record. The coding region runs from base 550 to 1791 and encodes 413 amino acids. The transcript is spliced from 4 exons. Gene Ontology annotation, molecular function: poly(A) RNA polymerase activity; RNA binding. Gene Ontology annotation, biological process: mRNA stabilization. NCBI's taxonomy places the organism in Eukaryota, Metazoa, Chordata, Lepidosauria, Squamata, Cordylidae.